Schistocerca gregaria is the source of this 1394-nucleotide messenger RNA. Its product is annotated as odorant receptor 2a-like. Gene Ontology annotation, biological process: detection of chemical stimulus involved in sensory perception of smell; sensory perception of smell. The transcript is spliced from 7 exons. The record is from RefSeq and is a predicted model, not a curated record. NCBI's taxonomy places the organism in Eukaryota, Metazoa, Arthropoda, Insecta, Orthoptera, Acrididae. The coding region runs from base 13 to 1329 and encodes 438 amino acids. Gene Ontology annotation, molecular function: olfactory receptor activity; odorant binding. Gene Ontology annotation, cellular component: plasma membrane.
GCGGCGGCUGCCAUGUCGCUGGCGCUCAGUGACCUGCGGACGCUGCAGGGCUCCGGAGCGUCCAUCCUGCGGCUGUUGGGCGUCUGGUGGUCGCAGGGCCGGCUGGGGCGCCUCCGCUCCGCCGCCUCCGCCAUCGUCACGCUCUCUGCUUAUGUCUGGCUGACCGUUUUCGCUGCCCUCAAGCUCAUAAUCGACCCCCCGGAACAGCUGGAGGACAUCUCGCUCUGCUGCUUCGUUAUUGUAAUCUGUUUCGGCUACUUUAUCAAGGUUGCGUUCUUCAUCUACAAACGUGACGCCCUGCGAGAGCUGCUGCAGAUUCUGUCCGACGUCAGGGGAAGUUAUGGUAACGGCAAAAGCAGUCACAGGAUCCGGAGCCGAAACCAAAAGCUGUCACGCCGCCUGUACAUAUUCAUGCAGGUGGCUCUCAUCCAGGGUCUCGUCGCGUGGCUUUCCACUCCGCUGCUGGCUCGCGUUUUCCUCGCCUCGGACCAGGAGUCACCUGAAUCUGCUCGCCAGUUCCCCGUACCCCUCUGGUUCCCUGAGUAUAUGUAUCAGUCACCCUCGUAUGAACUACUCUAUGUUGUUCAAGCUUUCUGCCUGCUAGUAGGGACGCAGUCUGCUACUUGCGUGGACGCCUUCUUUAUUCACAUAAUGCUGGUGGUGGCAGCUGAGCUAGAAGUUCUGAACGGAAACAUUACAGCCAUGCAGAAGGAUCGCCUUACGGUUCAAGGAACGGAAUAUCAACAGAGGAGUCAUCUGACUGUACCUAAACGCGACGGGUGGACCGUUGAAAGCAAUGAUUAUCUUCAAAGUACUGAGCACGUGUCAUUCGAGAGCAUCGCAAACGAUAUGUAUCUGCAACUGGUAAAGAACAUUCACCAUCAUCAUGAAAUUCUCAGAUCUGUCUCCUUCUUGCAGAGAGUAAUGAAUGUAUCAAUCUUCAUUCUUCUUUUCGUCAACAUGGCGGACUUGUGUUCCUGUAUCUUUGUUUCCGCUGUGGUGUUGCAGAGAGACGGGCAUAUAACAAAGGCGCUGAAGCCACUGAUGACGAUCCCUCCUAUACUGUAUGAAACCGGCCUGUACUGCAUUGCCGGGCAGAUGUUAACUGAUCAGAGUGAGAAGCUGGUCAACUCGGCCGCCAGCUGUGACUGGGCAGACUGCGACGCCCGCUUCAAGAGGAGCCUCCUGGUCUUCAUAACGGUGGCUGCGAGACCUCUCGAGAUCACUGUAGGCAAGACGUGCAAGCUGUCCAAGCAGAUGCUGGUGCAGGUGCUGAAUGGAACAUACGGCCUGUUGAACUUACUGUAUCAUUUUCAUGGUACUCAGUGAAAUGACAUAACACGGACAAGAUAUGAAAUCCACACCACUGUAGAAACGCCAUGCAUGAAAUGUAA